Messenger RNA from Phyllotreta striolata, 1067 nucleotides. The record is from the annotation of a GenBank genome assembly. NCBI's taxonomy places the organism in Eukaryota, Metazoa, Arthropoda, Insecta, Coleoptera, Chrysomelidae.
UUGAAUUCUCGGGUGGUAUUUUUGCCACUCAUUCUCAAAACCUGCUGCAUUUUAUUAUAAUUUUGUUGUGUGAUUUCUAAGUUUUGUUUCAAAUCUGAUUCGAUUAUUUUUUUGGCUAAAAUUGGAAAUCUUUUGCUAAAUUUUUAUAUAUUAAAAUAUUGCAAAUAAUUCAGUCCGAAUAUGUUGCUCAAAAGCUGCAUAUUUUCAACGAUUUUUCUUUGGAUGAUCCACGCUAAUACUAGUGAGUUCUACAGCAACAAAGAAAAAUAUGUAAACGAAUACAACACUUCUAUCGACCCUCUCAAUAUAGCUUUCGUCGAUCCAAGAAUAACAAAGUCAAAAAAGAAAAUUGUUUCAUACCAUAAUCAUCUAAGAUCAAUAGUGCAACCCACAGCAUCAAACAUGUUGCGUAUGAGAUGGCAUAAGAAAGCAGCAAGUGCUGCUCAAAGAUGGGCCUCAAAAUGCAUCUUCCUAACUCACGAUGACGAUGCUGGAAGGUACAUAGACAAUUACGGAGCUUGUGGACAAAACAUCUUCGUAUCGACCUACAAAGUUAAUUGGUUUGAAGCGAUUAAAACGUGGUGGAUGGAGAAAAAUUUGUUCAUCUACGGCAAGCCCAAUCAAGAUUAUAGGACGAUUGGGCAUUACACCCAGGUGGUAUGGGCUACUACCCAUCGAGUAGGAUGCGGCUUUGCUGAAUGCUUUAGUGACACUGAAUUCGGAACGAAAGUGUUCUACAACUAUGUAUGUAACUAUUGUCCGGCAGGAAAUCGACGAGGAAAAGUCCAUAGACCGUACAAGAGGGGCGAACCGUGCAACUCGUGCAAAAGGCACUGUGGGAAAAAUAAACUGUGCCAGAAUGGGUGCAAUGCAGCCGAUCACUAUUCUAAUUGCAGGGAUUUAUUCAAAAGGUUUCCAACGUGGUUGUGCUCUACUGAUACUAGAGAAGGUAUGGAGAGAAAAAAUAAUUGUUUGGCUACUUGCACUUGUCGCCAUAAAAUAUACGACUAAAUUAGUUACAAAACUGUGUAAUUAUUUAAACAAACUAGAUAUAAAUAUUUCAAGAA